AUGUAUUCCCAGCGCCAGGCGCCGCCUCAGCUGAAGCGCUCCUAUUCGGGGGAUAGCCAAAGCAGUUAUGCUAGCCGUGCGACAACUGCUUCAAACUCCAGCGGAAAAUUGCUUUUUGGUGAGAUACCGUUAUCGCCUGCGACCACUGUAGAUGGACGAUCGGUGCGAUCUUACGGUUCAGUAUGCAACCUUGUGUUAUCCACCAGUUCGGUCUUUCUACGAUUCUGGCUGAACGACAAAUGUCGCGACAACAUGCUCGACCAAAUGGAAGCAGAGGAUCUAGCCAAUCUCCGCCUCGCCUGCCAUGAUAUGUCGACGCGCGCUGCGCCUUUCCUUUUCGAUUCAGUCACUACUACUUUCAAAGCAUCAACCUUCACGAAGCCUGCGCGCCUUGAAGCGCUUUCUAGGAUAGGACGCCACAUCAAGACGCUCACUUUCCAUAUGCCGCACACUCCUGAGACCUUCCUGCCGCCAGUCAUUGACCCGGAGACCGGAGCCGAACUUCAAUUCGUAUACGAGCCCCAGGUCCAGAACCCGCAGAACGGCCCCGCGAAAGACAAGACGCCAAAGUACGGGAGCUGGGAAAUGCAAGACCUUCUCGUUAAGCAGUACCCUCCUCUGUUCCAUGCAGCGACAAACGUUCCCUCCUUUGUUUCCGCCUUCUCUGAGCUCAUCAACCUCACACACCUGAAGAUCUCGUGCCCCGGCUCAAACAACCAAAUUCGACACCGCCGGACAGUAGUCGAUUACGCGCUCAUCUCCAUCCGUAUUGCCGUCGAGCGUGCGCCAUUGUACAGCCUGACUGCGCUGUCAAUGCAUCCCAUCCACGCUGGCGGCCUUCUCUACCUUCACCCCAUGCACGGCUUUGGAAGCACACCAUCAUCCGCCAAGCGCUGGACCCAAAUCCGAAGGCUGUCUAUCUGUAUGGAGUCUAUCCCACUGGUAACAUCAUCCGACAAGAUUCGCGCGCAAUCGAUUGAACAUUUGCGCAUUCUUCAUGCCUACCUGCGAACUUUGUCACGUGGUGUCACGAGACUACAUUUCCGAUGGAAGGGCGAGCGCGGCCCAUCUCCACUUUCUCUAGACAAGGAGCCCUGCAUGCAACCCGUCGAGGACGAGAUGACACACCCCACUAUGCGCAGCGAAGUCAAGGGCCCCAAGCCUCUCCGGUUCACCCGCCUGCGCUGCAUGGAGCUCGAAAACGCCGUCAUGGACUCGACCCAGAUCUCCAACUUCAUCGAAACCCACCGCCGCACCCUCAUCGACUUCAACUUCGAAGACGUCAAGCUCCGCGAGGGCAGCUGGGACGACGCGCUGCAGCCCCUGACCAUCAUUACCGGCAGUGACCGCUGGAAGAAGACCCAGGAGGAAGUCAUGGACGUCCCUAUCAUGCUGUCCCCUAUCGAGGCCGAACCGCGCAUUAUGGGCCCGCUCCUGGAAGAGGUCGACGCCGCAAUCGAGGACGCCAGCAAAGACCGAAACGGUCACACGCUCUCGCGCUGGCUCAGCAAGCCCAACCAGAAGCUGAAGAAGAGCCCCGCCAUCGGCACGCCCAAUCACAGCAAGAAGGACAGUUUCUUCGAUGCGGAUCAUAUGAAGCGGUUUCUGCGCAUCUCGAGCUGGAAAUAG
Didymella exigua CBS 183.55 is the source of this 1629-nucleotide messenger RNA. RefSeq lists its product as uncharacterized. The record is from RefSeq and is a predicted model, not a curated record. The coding region runs from base 1 to 1629 and encodes 542 amino acids. The transcript has 2 exons. NCBI's taxonomy places the organism in Eukaryota, Fungi, Ascomycota, Dothideomycetes, Pleosporales, Didymellaceae.